GGGCGAUGAGAGGAGGAGCAGCAAAGGCAAAGGCGAGCUGUGCGCUGGCACGCCGAGUCCGCGACACUUAUUAUGAGCGCACUCCGGCGCCACGUGCGCCUCGGAUUUGUCGGCUCUCUCUCCCCGUCUUCACCUCUCUCCCUCUCCUCCCCGGCCUUCACCCCACCCGAAUGGCCAAGCGCAAAAGGGCGCCCAAGGCCCCCGCCGACCCCGCGCACGACCUCAACGCCCUCCUCCCCCAGAAAAGACACUACAGGCAGCGUGCACACGCCAACCCCUUCUCUGAUCAUGCCCUCAGCUACCCGCUCUCCCCAGACGCCAUCGACUGGGCCGCUCUAUAUCCGACCUCACCCAGCACACCAGAGUUUGCUGAUGUCGGCUGUGGCUUUGGCGGUCUGCUGAUCGCCCUCGCGCCUCUCUUCCCAGACACCCCCAUGCUCGGCAUGGAAAUCCGCGUCCAGGUCUCCCAGUACGUGCAAGACCGCAUUGCUGCUCUCCGUGCUACUGCCGCCGCCAAUCCUCAGUCGGCCCCUCCCGGCGCCUACCAAAACGUAUCAAUAGUUCGCGCAAACUCCAUGAAGUUCAUGCCAAACUAUUUCCCCAAGCACUCGCUCUCUGCUCUCUUCUUCCUGUUUCCCGACCCGCAUUUCAAGGCCCGUAAGCACAAGGCGCGCAUCAUUUCUCCCACUCUCCUGGCGGAAUAUGCGUACAUACUGAAGCCCGGUGGUAUCGUCUAUACGAUCACCGACGUGCGCGACUUGCACGAGUGGAUGAAGGCCCACCUCGAGGCCUUCCCCCUGUUUGAACCGGCGAGCGAAGAAGAUCUACGGGCCGAGGGAAAAGGUCCGAUACUCGAUGCCGUCUACUCAAGCACAGAGGAGGGCAAAAAGGUCGAGCGCAACCAGGGAGACAAAUGGCUGGCCUGUUUCAGACGAAUUGAAGUAGCUAGGAUUUGACAAGCCAUGUACUGUUGUUCUGUACUUAGUACUCAAUCGAGGAUUGCUGUACAUC
This is a messenger RNA of Postia placenta MAD-698-R-SB12, 1011 nucleotides long. RefSeq lists its product as hypothetical. Lineage: Eukaryota; Fungi; Basidiomycota; Agaricomycetes; Polyporales; Adustoporiaceae. Gene Ontology annotation, biological process: tRNA methylation; RNA (guanine-N7)-methylation. Bases 171 to 956 code for a protein of 261 amino acids. Gene Ontology annotation, cellular component: tRNA methyltransferase complex. Gene Ontology annotation, molecular function: tRNA (guanine(46)-N7)-methyltransferase activity. The record is from RefSeq and is a predicted model, not a curated record. The transcript is spliced from 3 exons.